AGCCCUGUCACUGUGAUCAGGUUCCUCCUUCUAAUCCACCAAUUAAGGGCCCCAUCUGGCACCAGGAGCAGCUACAACGUCCACCAGAGGGAGACACACUCUGUUAACCUUCAAUAUGAUGUAGUCUAGAAUCACUUUACCUUAGAAGUGUAACUGAGAGAAGAGAAACUACAGAGCUACGAGGAGACGGAGAGACUCAGGGAGGAGCUGAGCUGUUACUGAACUAUAGAAGAGAGAGGAACUUCUAGAUUCAACAGAGAUCAAUACACACACCAUCAACAUUACCUUUAUUCAACAUGCUGCCACUGCAGCAUUGGGGGUUUUCUCUGAUGUUUCUCUCCAUCCUCACAGGAGUCAGCUGUGGACUUACUCCAUCAAAGAAAGCAGAGAACAGUUUAGAAGACAGCUCUGUGACUCUGUCCUACAAAUACUCUGAAAUGUCAUCUAGUGAUUAUUUCUUCUGGUACCGACAAUAUCCAGGAAAACCACCAGAGCUCCUCAUCUCACACUCUGCUUCAGGACAAGUAGGAAACGAAUUAAUCCCCGGACUGAAGAUUGAAGUGAAGGACAAAAUAAUCUAUAUGAUCAUCUCCUCAGCUAAACUGUCUGACUCUGCUGUGUACUACUGUGCUCUGAGGCCCACAGUGACAGGAAACACCAAAACUCUGUACAAACUGGAUGUUGAGAAGAAGGGCUGCCCAUCAGAGAGGCUGUUUAGUUGUUCAUUCUACUGCAGUGGAGGAACAUUGAUCAUCUGCUGUCUGUUUGGCUUUAACAACUCCAAAGACAUGUUGCUUUACCUCUUUUUACUCUUCUCUCCCUUUAUAGCCCUGGGUUCCAUGAACAGCAUAAAGCCAGAAAGUAGUGAAGAACAUGUUGCAGAGGGCAGAAACAUCAAUCUGACCUGUACAUAUGAGGGAGCUAUCUACAGUAUCCAGUGGUACCGACAAUACCAGAGAUCCAGACCAGAGUUCCUGCUCUACAUCACAGAGGGAGGAUCAAUUCAUCCAACUGGUUCUGAUUUCUCAGCUCACAUUGACAAGACAAGGAAACGUGUUGAUCUGGAGAUCAUCUCAGCUAAAGUCACAGACUCUGCUGUGUACUACUGUGCUCUGACGUCCACAGUGACAGGAAAUACCAAAACUCUGUACAAAAACCUUUGGAGCAAAGACAACACAAUACUCCACAACGUCCACCAGAGGGAGUCA
Messenger RNA from Etheostoma cragini (Arkansas darter), 1208 nucleotides. RefSeq lists its product as uncharacterized. The annotation marks the transcript as partial. The transcript has 4 exons. Lineage: Eukaryota; Metazoa; Chordata; Actinopteri; Perciformes; Percidae. The record is from RefSeq and is a predicted model, not a curated record.